AUGAGUAAUCAAGGAGUGGUCUACUCAGAAUUGAAUUUGCCCAAGUACCCAAGGAAGCAGCAAAGUAAAUCUAAGGUCACUCAAAGUUCCACUUCAGAGCAGGAAAUAACCUAUGUGGAAUUAAACUUUCAAAAUACUUCUCAGAAGCUUCCAGAGAAUGACCAAGACUAUCACUGGAAAGGUUUUCCAUCUCCUCCAGAGAAGCUCAUUGCUGGGAUCCUGGGAAUCCUUUGCUUUGUCUUACUGGUUGCUGUGGUGGUGACAACCACAGUCGUUGUUCCCUCUAUUGUAACAGAGGAGCAGAACAAUUCUUCCCUGAUGAGACACCAGAAAGCAAGUAAUUGUGGUCGUUGUCCAAAGGAGUGGUUAACAUAUUACAACAGUUGUUACUACAUUAGUGUAGAAAAAGAAACCUGGAAUGAGAGUUUGAUGUCCUGUGCCUCUAAGAACUCUACUCUACUGUAUAUAGACAAUGAAGAAGAACUGAAGUUUUUGAAAUUCCUGUCACAUCUGUCAUGGAUUGGAGUCUUUCGUAACAGCAGUUAUCAUUCAUGGGUGUUUAUGACUAACUCACCUUUCAAACCACAGAUAACAUCAUCACGUGAUGAGCAUAAAUGUGCUAUUCUAUCCUCCUCUGGCCUUACAUCAAGCAGCUGUAGCUCUUCAAAUAUAUACAUUUGUAAGAAUAAGCUUUAAGAAUAAAAUACCUGAAUCUGGAAUCUGCCAGUUUUAUCAUGUCCAUGAAGAAGUUUGACUAUCAAGGUUAUAUUGGGAAGCAUUCCUUCUUUUCUGUAGCUUGGCAACCUUUGUGUAAGAGACUGUUACAUUUUUCAAUGUUAUUUCUCACUACUGAUACCAAGAGUUUGUAGAGUUUCACUAUAGGAAGGUGUAUAUAACACUUUUCAUUUCUUUAGUAUAUGUAAUUUAUUCAAAUUUCUGUGCAAUGGACUGCAU
Molecule: messenger RNA, 954 nt
Organism: Castor canadensis (American beaver)
Lineage: Eukaryota; Metazoa; Chordata; Mammalia; Rodentia; Castoridae
Product: NKG2-A/NKG2-B type II integral membrane protein-like
Biological process (GO): positive regulation of natural killer cell mediated cytotoxicity; stimulatory C-type lectin receptor signaling pathway
Source: RefSeq, a predicted model, not a curated record